CUGCGUGUUAGUAAAGAACAGGAACACUUCCUGGUGCUGCCACACGGCCUGGCCUACAGCGAGGUGACCGGAUCCAAUCUGGUGAAGGUGAAUAUCGUGGGUGAGGUGGUGGAGAAGGGGAGCACCAACCUGGGCGUGGACACGGAGGAGUUCAGCCUUCACUCGGCCAUCUACUCCGCCCGGCCUGACGUUCGCUGCCUGCUCCACCUCCACACGCCGGCCACCGCUGCUGUUUCCUCGAUGAAGUCCGGCCUGCUGCCACUGUCCCACGAGGCUCUGCUGGUCGGCGAUGUGGCGUAUUACGACUACAACGGGGUGAUGGAGGAGGAGGAGGACAGGGUGGAGCUGCAGAAGAGCCUCGGUCCGACCUGUAAGGUUCUGGUGCUGAGGAAUCACGGCAUCGUGGCUCUGGGGGAGUCUGUGGAGGAGGCCUUCUACACCAUCUUCCACAUCCAGGCUGCCUGCCAGAUCCAG
This is a messenger RNA of Notothenia coriiceps (black rockcod), 474 nucleotides long. Its product is annotated as beta-adducin-like. The annotation marks the transcript as partial. Lineage: Eukaryota; Metazoa; Chordata; Actinopteri; Perciformes; Nototheniidae. Gene Ontology annotation, biological process: barbed-end actin filament capping. The record is from RefSeq and is a predicted model, not a curated record. Gene Ontology annotation, molecular function: actin filament binding. Gene Ontology annotation, cellular component: postsynaptic density; plasma membrane; cytoskeleton. The transcript has 4 exons.